Molecule: messenger RNA, 2364 nt
Organism: Miniopterus natalensis
Lineage: Eukaryota; Metazoa; Chordata; Mammalia; Chiroptera; Miniopteridae
Gene: SLC26A4
Product: solute carrier family 26 member 4
Biological process (GO): sulfate transmembrane transport
Cellular component (GO): membrane
Molecular function (GO): secondary active sulfate transmembrane transporter activity
Source: RefSeq, a predicted model, not a curated record
AUGGAAGCGCCGGACCGCAGGUCGGAUCCGCCCGGGCUUCCUGAGUACUGCGGCAGCUACGUGGUGUCCAGGCCCGUCUACAGCGAGCUCGCCUUCCAGCAGCGCUACGAGCGGCGCCUGCAGGAGCGCAGGACGCUGCGGGAGCGACUGGCCCAGAGCUGCAGUUGUUCAAGAAAGAGAGCCCUUGGUGUGCUGAAGAGUCUCUUGCCCAUCUUGGACUGGCUUCCCAAAUACCGAGUCAAGGAAUGGCUGCUUAGUGACAUCAUUUCAGGAGUUAGCACUGGGCUAGUAGGUACACUGCAAGGCAUGGCGUAUGCUUUACUAGCUGCAGUUCCUGUUGGAUAUGGUCUCUACUCUGCUUUUUUCCCUAUCCUGACAUACUUUAUCUUCGGAACAUCAAGACACAUCUCAGUUGGACCUUUCCCAGUGGUCAGUUUAAUGGUGGGAUCUGUUGUUCUGAGCCUGGCCCCAGAUGAAAACUUUCUCAUACCCAGCAACAAUGGGACUAUAUCAAAUGCUACCAUGAUAGACAACUCGGCUAGAGAUGCAGCAAGAAUAUUGAUUGCAAGCACCCUUACUCUUUUGGUUGGAAUCAUACAGUUGGUGUUUGGGGGUUUGCAGAUUGGAUUCAUAGUGAGGUACUUAGCUGAUCCUUUGAUUGGUGGAUUCACAACAGCUGCUGCCUUUCAAGUAUUGGUCUCACAGCUAAAGAUCAUCCUCAAUGUUUCAACCAAAAACUAUAAUGGAAUUCUCUCCAUUAUCUAUACUCUGGUUGACACUUUUCAAAAUAUUGGUCACACCAAUCUUGCUGAUUUCAUUGCUGGAUUACUCACCAUUAUCAUCUGUAUGGCAGUUAAGGAAUUAAAUGAUCGCUUUAAACACAAAAUCCCAGUCCCUAUUCCUAUUGAAGUAAUUGUGACAAUAAUUGCUACUGCCAUUUCAUAUGGAGCCAACCUGGAAAAAAAUUACAAUGCUGGUAUUGUUAAAUCCAUCCCAAGGGGGUUCUUGCCUCCUGCACUGCCACCUGUGAAGUUAUUUUCUGAGAUGCUGACUGCAUCGUUUUCCAUUGCUGUGGUGGCUUAUGCUAUUGCAGUGUCUGUAGGAAAAGUAUACGCCAUCAAAUAUGAUUACACCAUUGAUGGGAACCAGGAAUUCAUUGCCUUUGGGAUCAGCAACAUCUUCUCCGGGUUUUUCUCUUGUUUUGUGGCUACCACCGCCCUGUCCCGCACUGCUGUCCAGGAGAGCACUGGGGGAAAAACACAGAUUGCCGGCAUCAUCUCGGCUGGGGUUGUGAUGAUUGCCAUAGUUGCCUUGGGGAAGCUGCUGGAGCCCCUGCAGAAGUCGGUCUUGGCAGCUGUUGUAAUUGCCAACCUGAAAGGGAUGUUUAUGCAGGUGUGUGACGUUCCUCGUCUAUGGAGGCAGAACAAGAUUGACGCUGUUAUCUGGGUGUUUACAUGCAUAGUGUCCAUCAUUCUGGGGCUGGACCUUGGUUUACUAGCUGGCCUUAUAUUUGGAUUACUGACUGUGGUUCUGAGAGUUCAGUUUCCCUCCUGGAACGGUCUUGGAAGCAUCCCUACCACAGACAUCUACAAAAGUACCAAGAACUACAAAAAUAUUGAAGAACCUGAAGGAAUGAAGAUUCUUAGGUUUUCUAGUCCUAUUUUUUAUGGCAACGUCGAUGGUUUUAAAAAAUGUAUCAAGUCUACAGUUGGAUUUGAUGCCAUUAGAGUGUAUAAUAAGAGGCUGAAAGCACUGAGGAAAAUACAGAAACUCAUCAAAAAAGGGCAAUUAAGAGCAACAAAGAAUGGCAUUAUAAGUGACGUUGGUUCAUCAAAUAAUGCUUUCGAGCCUGAUGAAGAUAUUGAAGAUCCAGAAGAACUUGAUAUCCCAACCAAGGAAAUAGAGAUUCAAGUGGAUUGGAAUUCUGAGAUUCCAGUGAAAGUGAAUGUUCCAAAAGUGCCAAUCCACAGCCUCGUGCUUGAUUGUGGAGCUGUAUCUUUCUUGGAUGUUGUUGGAGUGAGGUCACUGAGAGUGGUUGUCAAAGAAUUCCAAAGAAUUGAUGUAAAUGUGUACUUUGCAUCGCUUCAAGAUCAUGUAAUAGAAAAGCUGGAGAAAUGUGGUUUCUUUAAUGAUAACAGAAAGGACAUAUUCUUUUUGACUGUCCAUGAUGCUGUCCUCCAUGUACAGAACCAGGUUAAAUCCCGAGAAAUUCAAGAUUCCAUUUUAGAAACGAUCUCCCUCAUCCAAGACCACAAAGAUCCUCUUGAAUUAAUGGAAGCAGAGCUGAUUGAAGAAGAACUUAAUGUUGAGGAUGAGGCUAUGCGUAGACUUGCUUCCUGAAAGUGGAGUCAGAAGGUCACUAUA